This is a messenger RNA of Closterium sp. NIES-67, 1206 nucleotides long. NCBI's taxonomy places the organism in Eukaryota, Viridiplantae, Streptophyta, Zygnematophyceae, Desmidiales, Closteriaceae. The record is from the annotation of a GenBank genome assembly.
CCACCCACAUUCUCCAACUUUUCUUUCUCCCUCUCACACAAUUCUUCCUCCAUUCCUCAAUCUCACAGCUUUCUCGUCACCUCCAGCAGUUAGCGUUCUAGCGUUCCAGCCAAGGCCAUCCCAUAGUUGGGUUAAGUCAUCGUUUCUCUCUCAGCUUGUCGUCAACCUCCUAACUGGAUAGUCAUGCUAGCUUUUCCCUCCUUUCUUUCCCUAGGCCUCUCUCUUCUUAUAUUCCUUGCUGUUUUCCUCCAACAAAUAAGCAUCCUCUCACUUUUUCCAUAUCUCUUAUGUCUCUAGGUGCUCUAGCUUGUUAAGGAACCACGGGUAAUCACCUUUCAACUUUAUUUCAAGGUACGGAUUCUACCCUCCCGCCAUGCCCUUCUCCUCUGCUCUCGUCCAUACCUUGUCUCAAUUCUUCCUUUCUCCCACCAUUACGGGAAAUCGUUCCUUACGUCGCACUUCCUAAUUCUCCAUGUUUUCUUUGUUCAUUGUCGUUCUCUUCAUUUUUACGUCCUCUUAUCCAGGUUUCACAUGUCUCUUAUUCUGCUAACCCUUGUGAUCUGGCUGCAGGUUCGAAACUUUGAACCACUCUUAUUAUGCAUCUGCUAUCUUUUUAUUGCAUAAUGCAUACUUUAUUGUUUUGAAUUGUUUUGGCCUUUGCUAGGUGCAUGCAGUCCUGUUGUGUGUUGUGCAUGGGCACUCGUGGUAAUACGUUUUGUGUGUCUCAAAAUCUGGAUUGCUUUUAUCGUUUCGUGAAGGUCCUUUGACUCUCUCUGUGAGUGCGGUCAAUUGACUUGAAAUCGAUAUAGUAAAUCAGGUUUUGGUAUUCACAAAAUUGCUUGUCAAAAAAAAAUGCUUUCCGGCUAUCACCACGUCGAGAUGCACCCCUCCUACUGGAAGUAUUUGGGCUUCCAAUUUGAGGGCGCGUACUACUCCUUCCGCUCGCUGCCGUUUGGUUUCCCCAUGGCCCCGUUCGUUUUCACCCAGCUGAUCAAACAGUUGGCAAAGCGGUGGAGGGCCAGUGGCCUACGCGUCGUACCGUACGUCGACGACCUUCUAUUCCUUUGCAACUCUCAAACGCACGCGCGCUCAGCAUGUGCCGUAGUUACCCAAGACCUAAAGGCGGCUGGUUUUGUUAUCAACAGAAAAAAAAUCGCAUCUCCACCCCACUCACCAAUAUGACGCGGUCAUCCACGUUGAUGCAAG